This is a messenger RNA of Coprinopsis cinerea okayama7#130, 1710 nucleotides long. RefSeq names its product alpha-glucosidase. Gene Ontology annotation, biological process: oligosaccharide catabolic process. NCBI's taxonomy places the organism in Eukaryota, Fungi, Basidiomycota, Agaricomycetes, Agaricales, Psathyrellaceae. The record is from RefSeq and is a predicted model, not a curated record. The coding region runs from base 1 to 1710 and encodes 569 amino acids. The transcript is spliced from 12 exons. Gene Ontology annotation, molecular function: alpha-amylase activity.
AUGGAAAACCCUCUGAUACCGUUCGGACGCGCCUGGUGGAAGGAAGCGGUUGUCUACCAGAUCUACCCCAUCUCUUUCUUCGACUCGAAUGGAGAUGGGAUUGGCGAUCUCAACGGGAUAGCGUCCAAACUUGACUAUCUCAAGGAUCUAGGUGUGGAUGUACUAUGGUUGUCCCCUAUCUACAAAUCUCCUCUUGCGGAUAUGGGAUACGAUAUCUCCGACUAUCAGGAUAUCGAUCCUAGAUAUGGCACUCUGGAAGAUUGGGAUAAUCUCCUCAAGGGUGUGCACGACAGAGGCAUGAAACUGAUAAUGGACCUGGUUGUAAACCAUUCUUCAGACCAGCACGAAUGGUUUCUUCAAUCCAAGUCCAGCAAAUCCAAUCCAAAGCGUGAUUGGUACAUCUGGAGGCCUCCCAAAUACGAUUCAUCAGGGAAUCGACAACCUCCCAACAAUUGGAAGGCUGUUUUCCAAGGAUCUGCUUGGGAGUUUGACGAAACCACCCAAGAGUACUAUCUCCACCUGUACCUACCCCAACAGCCAGAUCUCAAUUGGGAUAAUCCCGAGAUGGAUGUGAUCAAUAUCAUAUCCAAAACGGACGGUUUGCCGGAUGCUCCAAUCAUCGCUCCCGGCGAGCCAUACCAACCCGCCGGUACCUUGUUUGCGAAUGGUCCUCGAGUCCAUGAAUACAUCAAGGAAAUGAACACCAAAGUUCUAUCCAAAUAUGACAUCCUGACCGUUGGAGAGACCCCUUUUACACAUGAUGCCUCGCAUCUAGCCCGAUACGUGCUCCCUGCCAACAAAGAGCUCAACAUGGUGUUCCAGUUCGAACAUAUGGAGCUCGACACACCACUCAUGGGCGAUGACGAUGUUCCUCUUCUGUACAAGUCGUGGAAGCUCACUCAGAUGAAGGAGAUCAUCACCCGCUGGCAGCAAUACAAGCGCGAUGAAGGCUUCUGGAAUGCAGCAUACACGGAGAACCACGAUCACGCUCGGUCCGUAUCGAGGUUCGGGAACGAUUCAGACCAGUGGAGAGCUCUAUCUGCAAAGUUACUCGGUAUGCUUCAGGUGAUGCAAGGUGGGACGCAGUUCGUGUACCAAGGGCAGGAAUUGGGCUUGAAGAACUUCCCUCGCUCCUGGGGGCUCGAAGAAUACAAGGAUAUCGCGACGCAGAAUUUUUGGAGCAAGACGUUGAAUCAAAGGAAAGCGUCAUCCGACGGGCCAGUCGAUAUGGAAGACGUGUUGGAUAACUUUGCCAAGAAGGCUAGAGACCAUGCUCGUGUUCCAAUGCAGUGGGACUUGUCUCCCAAUGCCGGCUUUACGAGGGGUACCCCGUGGAUGAGGGUGAAUGAGGAUUACCAAACGUGGAACGCCCAGAGUCAGACCGGAGACGACACCAGUGUUUUCGCCUUCUGGAAGCGGCUUUUGAAACUGAGAAAAGGGAACCAGACCUUGAUCUACGGGACGUUUGAAGAUGUCUCUGAAGGGUCAGAGAAAGUCUUUGGUUUCGUUCGUGCCCUCGGAGACUCGUGGUAUUAUGUCGUUCUCAACUUUGGCGAGGAAGAAAUCACCUUCACUCCAAAGGACGGUCAAGGGCGUGCUUGGUCUGCUCUAAAGGUUGUGUUGGGCAAUUAUGAUGAGGCUCCAACACUGAAGGCAAAUGAUGGUACGGCUCACCUUCGGGGCUGGGAAGCCGUAUGCUACGAGGCCUAG